Messenger RNA from Medicago truncatula (barrel medic), 1080 nucleotides. Its product is annotated as F-box/kelch-repeat protein At3g23880. NCBI's taxonomy places the organism in Eukaryota, Viridiplantae, Streptophyta, Magnoliopsida, Fabales, Fabaceae. Gene Ontology annotation, molecular function: protein binding. The transcript has a single exon. The record is from RefSeq and is a predicted model, not a curated record. The coding region runs from base 1 to 1080 and encodes 359 amino acids.
AUGGCGGAAACAUCCACUGCCAUCGACAAGCAGCUAACCCUAACAUCACCACCGCAGCCCAUUCUUCCUCUCGACCUCAUUAUAGAAAUUCUAUGUAGGCUACCCGUGAAGCUCCUCCUUCAACUUCGAUGUGUCAGUAAGUUGUGGAAUUCUUUUAUCACUGAUCGCAAAUUUGCCAACAAGCAUCUUCGCAUGUCAACCACCCACCGCAUACAGGGAGUAACUUACUCUUUGUUCUCAUACAACUCCAUGCUCACGUCUUACCAACUCAACUGUCUUUUCACCAGGCGUGUAACCACCAACGUCACCAAGCUCAAAUAUCGUUUCAACAAUUGUAAUAAACCUAACAUUGUUGGCUCUUGCAAUGGCUUCCUCUGUGUUGCUUUUUCUAAUUAUUCGAUUGUAUUGUGGAACCCUUCCAUUAAUAAAUUCAAGGAAUUACCACUUAUUCAAAAGUCACAGGGGAUUACUAACCUCACUUUUAGCUUUGGCUACGACUCUCUUACGGAUAAUUACAAGGUGAUUGUUGUGUUACAAUACACUGACGUGAAGGUUCAUACAUUGGGUACCCAUUUUUGGAAAACCAUUCAGGAGUUUCCCUUUGGUGUUAUGCCUGUUGAGAAAUCUGGAAAAUUUGUGAGUGGCAGGAUUAAUUGGUUGGCCUCUACUGAUUUAAGACUGCAAAGUCCACGCUUCAUUGUUUCUUUUGAUUUGCGGAAAGAAUCUUAUGAAAAAGUUUUGCCUCCUGAUGGCGUAGAUGUGUGCAACUUGAGCUUGAGUGUGUUAAGAGAUUGUUUGAGCAUAUUUGCUGGUCAUCAUGAUAUCUGGGUCAUGAAAGAAUAUGGAAUUCAAGAGUCUUGGACAAAAUUGUUCACUAUUUCUAACAUGCCAUCUCCUAAUAGUUCUGUUAGUUUUACCAAGGCUGCAUAUAUUUUUGAGGAUGACCAAGUGUUGCUGGAGUCUGAAGGAAAUUUGAAUUUUGUUAUUUACGAUUCCAAGAAUGGUACUUUUAGAUUUCCUUCAUUUCAAAUCAUCGCACCAGAUGUUUGCGUUGAGAGUUUGAUAUCGCCUUGUUUUUAA